AACUAGACUACGUGACGUAAUUGCGUCGUCAAUACGCGUGCGCGCUUGGAUCUUCCCCGGUGGGCUGUAGCUUUGCGAACUGCUCCUUGACUAGCACUUCCCAAGAUGGCGGCCUGCGGACGUGUCCGGAGGUUGUGGUACUUGUGUGUGAUCACGGGGCUAAUUGUGUUAAGCUCCGUGGGUUCCAGAGCGCAGCCCGCUUCGCUGGAUGGAGCUGCAGCCGCGGCUCCGGUGGGGGGUGCUGCAGCACAACCUGCGGCCUCACAAGCUCGUAGACUCCCAGGCUGGAAGCUUGCAGAGGAGGAGGUCUGCAGGGAAGACGUGACCCGCAUCUGCCCUCGACACACCUGGAACAACAAUCUGGCGGUGUUGGAGUGUUUGCAAGAUGUUCGAGAGACUGAUAAUGAAAUUUCCUCCGACUGCAACCAUCUCCUAUGGAAUUAUAAAUUAAACCUGACAAAAGACCUCAAAUUUGAGUCGGUUGCAAAGGAAAUCUGCAAGUCCACUCUGUCCAUGCUAACAGAAUGUGCAAAUGAGACUCCUGGCAAAGGAUAUAUAGUUUCUUGUUUGGUUGAUCACCGUGUUAAUAUCACAGAGUACCAGUGCCACCAAUAUAUCACCAAGAUGGCUGCUAUUAUCUACAGCGACUACCGGCUUAUAUGUGGAUUUAUGGAAGACUGCAAAACUGAAAUAGAUGCUUUAAAAUGUGGCAGCAUAAGACCUGGUGAAAAAGACCCUCAUUCUCAAGGAGAAGUUGUGUCCUGCCUUGAGAAAGGAAUAAUUAAGGAAGCAGAGGAAGUAAACUCUCAGUUGCACAUUUCUGAUAAAUGCAAGCAGGCUAUUUUGCGAGUGGCUGAACUUUCUUCAGAUGACUUUCAUUUAGACCGUCACCUUUACUUUGCCUGCCGUGAUGACCGUGAAAGGUUCUGUGAGACUGUCCAAGCUGGAGAAGGCAGAGUCUAUAAGUGUCUUUUCAACCACAAGUUUGAGGAAUCCAUGAGCGAACCGUGCCGUGAUGCUCUUACCACACGGCAGAAGCUGAUAGCUCAAGAUUACAAAAUCAGUUAUUCGUUGGCAAAGUCCUGUAAAGCUGACCUGAAGAAGUACCGAUGUAAUGUAGAAAAUCACCCUCGUUCACGAGAAGCACGGCUUUCUUAUCUACUGCUGUGUCUGGAAUCUGCUGUUCAUAGAGGUCGCCAAGUGAGCAGUGAGUGUCAGGGGGAGAUGCUAGAUUACAGACGCAUGUUGAUGGAAGAUUUCUCUUUGAGUCCAGAGAUCAUUCUCAGCUGUCGAGGCGAGAUUGAGCACCACUGCUCUGGCCUACAUAGAAAAGGACGGACGUUGCAUUGCCUUAUGAAAGUGGUGCGAGGAGAGAAAGGCAACAUUGCAGAAAAGUGUCAGCAAGCUCUCCAAACACUGGUACAAGAGACAGACCCUGGAGCAGAUUACCGAAUUGACCGUGCUCUCAAUGAAGCUUGUGAGUCUGUCAUUCAGACUGCCUGCAAACAUGUCCGUUCCGGAGAUCCCAUGAUCCUGUCCUGUCUCAUGGAACAUUUGUACACUGAGAAAAUGGUGGAGGAGUGUGAACAUCGCUUACUGGAACUACAGUACUUCAUUUCUCGUGACUGGAAGCUUGACUUUGUCUUAUACCGGAAAUGUCAGGGUGAUGCCUCUCGUCUAUGUCAUGCCAACUCUUGGAAUGAGACUAGUGAGAACAUGCCAGCUGGUGCAGUUUUUUCUUGCUUAUAUCGACAUGCCUACCGUACAGAAGAGCAAGGAAGAAGGUUAUCGCGUGAAUGCCGUGCCGAAGUACAACGCAUCCUGCAUCAACGUGCCUUAGAUGUAAAACUGGAUCCUGCCAUGCAAGCUAAAUGCAUGACUGACCUGGGAAAAUGGUGCAGCGAGAAGACAGAGAGCGGCCAAGAACUGGAAUGUCUCCAGGAUCACUUGGAGGAUCUCAUUGUUGAAUGCAGGGAGAUUGUUGGAAACCUGACAGAACUGGAAUCUGAAGAUAUUCAGAUAGAAGCCCUUUUGAUGAGAGCAUGUGAACCAAUAAUCCAGACAUUCUGUCAUGAAGUGGCUGAUAACCAGAUAGACUCGGGUGAUCUGAUGGAAUGUCUGAUACAGAACAAGCACCAAAAGGAAAUGAAUGAGAAGUGUGUUGUUGGGGUUACACACUUCCAGCUAGUGCAAAUGAAGGAUUUCAGGUUUUCAUACAAGUUUAAGAUGGCAUGUAAAGAAGAUGUAUUGAAACUGUGUCCCAGUAUAAAGAAGAAGGUAGAUGUUGUAAUAUGCCUUAGCACUACUGUUCGCAAUGACACACUGCAAGAAGUUAAAGACCAUCGUGUGUCACUGAAGUGCCGCAAGCAACUUAGGGUUGAAGAGUUGGAGAUGAGUGAGGACAUUCGUUUAGAACCGGAGCUCUAUGAAGCCUGCAAAAAUGACAUUAAGUCACUCUGCCAGAGUGUACCUUAUGGAAAUGCCCAGGUAAUUGAGUGCCUAAAAGAAGCCAAAAAACAGCUGAGUUCCUCAUGUCAUAAGAAGGUUUUUAAGUUACAGGAGACAGAAAUGAUGGACCCAGAGCUUGAUUAUACUUUCAUGCGUGUCUGUAAACAGAUGAUAAAGAGGUUUUGCAGUGAUACAGAUCCCAAGAACAUUUUGCAGUGUCUGAAGCAGAGCAAGAAUGCAGAAACAAUGGACCCCAAGUGCAAACAGAUGAUAACAAAGAGGCAAAUAACACAGAGCACAGAUUAUCGUCUAAAUCCUGUGCUCCGGAAGUCUUGUAAAGCUGACAUACCUAAAUUCUGCCAGAAUAUUCUGAGCACUGCCAAAGAUGACACAGAAUUUGAAGGAAAGGUUAUCUCUUGUCUAAAACUGAAAUAUGCAGACCAGCGUUUGUCACCUGACUGUGAAGAUCAGAUUCGUGUGAUAAUCCAGGAGACUGCCCUUGAUUACCGACUGGAUCCACAAUUGCAAGUUCAGUGCACAGAAGAGAUAAAUAUCCUGUGUGGAGAGGAGGCAGCAGCGCAAGAGCCAACUGGGCAAGUGGAGGAAUGUUUAAAAAUGAACCUACUGAAAAUCCAGUCUCCUGGUUGCAAAAAAGAAGUCCUAAACAUGCUUAAAGAAAGCAAGGCAGAUAUUUUUGUUGACCCAGUCCUGCACACAGCCUGUGCACUUGACAUAAAGCACCACUGUGCCGCCAUUCCUCCAGGCAAAGGACGUCAGAUGUCGUGUUUAAUAGAAGCACUGCAAGAUAAAAUGGUUAGGUUGCAACCAGAAUGCAAGAAGCGUCUGCAGGACCGUUUAGAUAUGUGGAGUUAUGCAGCCAAGGUGGCCCCUGCAGAAGGCUUUUCUGAACUUGCCAUGCAAGUGAUGAAUUCUCCAUCCAAAAACUACAUCUUGUCAGUCAUUAUGGUGGGGGUGUGCGUGCUCUUCUUUGGAGGUCUUCUCUGUGGUCGAAUCACCAAGAGGGUCACACGAGAGAUGAAGGACAGGUAGAGCACAGGACCCCCUUGACAUCCCUCAGUGAGUUGUGAGAAGCAGGGUACACGGAUGAAGGGAGGGUCAGACCUGUCACCAUGUGUACAGCUCUCUCAUGUGGCUCAAUCCCAUCUUCUUUCUCCCACUCCUUUCAGCACAGUGGAAUUUGGAGGGAGCAAUAGAAGCAGAUGGGAUCACCUUCCCUGCUCUCACCCUCUCCAUAGUCCACCAAACUCACCUCCGCUGCUUAAUCAUACGCCCCGUCCAUUCCCCUAAAACAUGGUUACCUUGACCAGCUGCAGACUCCAGCUCUCACCAUUCUCCAACCACUUCAGAUGGCCUUCAGCCCCUUGCACAGCCUUCCUCUUUAACUUAGUGCCGUGUUGCUCUGUGAAUUGUCUGGGGUUUUUGUUUUGUUCUUUUCCCUCCAUUUUUUGGGGAGGGAAAAUAGGGUACUUUGAAAUUUGCCUCCUUGAGCGGGAAGCUGCACCAUUGGAUUCCUCCCUUGAACCCGACUUGAGAAGGGAUUUAUGAUUGUGCACUUUGAGACGCUGCCUGAGCCUAGGCGUCUGCAAAGAAGAUUUGUACAGACCAAUUGGCUCCCACCUGCCAAACCUUAGUGAACACAUUGACUGUCUUUACUGCUUCCUGCUCCAUCUCUAUGAAAAUCCUUUGAUUCCCAGCAAUGCGCUUUAGUAGCAAGAUUUGCACACAGAUCAGAGGUGGUGGUUGUAUGAUCAAAGCUUACCAUAGGCAACUGGGGUUUUAUGGGUGCAACUCAUCCAUUGAUUUUUCUCAUGAACCAGCUUUUUUUGGUCAUUGUCUUCCAUCUCAAUGAAAGGAAAGACUGAACACUUUUUAUUUUUAAAAAUCCAAAUUUUCAAUUAUAGUGGCUUUUAAAAAAAAAAUAAAUGGGUUGCACCCUUAAAACUUUUGUCCUGCUUACCUUGUCUUUAACUCUAUCUUGCAUUGUAGACUAUUUGAUUCUUUCCAACUGCAAAUACAUUGUGAAAAAUGUCUAAUAUUUAUGUGUCUCUGAGCUCUGAUGAAUUGUAGAACUGGGAAUUGUAUUGUCAGUGUGCGGUUCACUGAGGCUUCUGUACAGACUUAUUUAACUGAAACUGUAUCUCCUCUGUUUAACCCCUGGCUGCCAAAGGCUCUCUUUAAAUACUGUUUCUGUUUCUUGCUUCUGUUGGGUUAAGCUCUGAGUCACGGCUAUUGCAAAUUCAUUGGUUUAGAAACGGCAUUUAAUGUGCUGUCAUUUUUUUUUAUUUUUAUAACACUAAACCAGAAGCAAAUCUCAAACCAAAUCUCGUAACAUUAUGGUUAUAUUUUCUAGGUGUAGCAACCGUUUAAUGCCUCUAGGCUAGUUUUUAAGUGAAUCCCUUUCUGAGUGGCAUUGUUUUUAUUGAGCUACUUCCACACAAGUAGUGAUGAUUCUUCUGACUACCCUUGUAUGUGGCACAUAAUGGCUGGCAUCACAUGACUGUUUGCACUAGUAGUUGUGCAUGAAAACCAGCUCCAGCAAAUCCAUUUCAACCAUUCUUAAAGUCAUACUAUAUGUGUAUCCUGUUUAGAGGCUGUGUAUCAGCGUGCUAACUCUUUAGUUGUCAGAAAGUAGGCAGUGAAUGCAUAACCUUUUUAAUGUCAGUAUCCGAAAAAACAUAGCUGCCUUUUUGUUUUUUCCAAGGCAUUAAUGUGUGAUCAAUUAGAUGCGGUUCAUUUCUUUAACUUUGUGCUCCUUAUUUGCAACUAUGAUCCUCUCCUAGAGGUAGGAAAUUCAUUGGUUUUACCGUUUAACUCUUGAUUGUAUAUUGCAUUCUUUACCAAAUUGCUUUAUGGCCUUCCCUGCACUGUUUUCUAGCUGAUGUUGAAUAUCUUCAUGACAGAUCCUUUAAAUUAUUGCAACCUUGGUGUCACACACACCACGUUGCCCCCCCCCCCAGUUCCGAUGACCAGUAUUGACAUUAUUUAUUGAUUGUAGGGUACAGAUUCUCUCUACAUCAGAGCUCUAUUUUUCCGUUUGAAACUGCUUAGUAAAGGGAAAAUAAACCAUAUCAUUUCAGUAAGGGCUUUAGCACACGGGCAGAUUCGGGGAGAUUUAGUCGCCUGACGACUAAUUGCCUCUUCUUCGGGGCGACAAUCUCCCCGAACUGCCUUCCAUCUGCUAAAAUGAAAAAUCGCCUGCGGCUAUGCACUCGCACCGCUUCAAUUUCUGAAAUUUUCUCGUGAAGCAACUUUGGGCGACUUCGGAAAUCAAAGGGGGAAGGCAGUUCGGGGAGAUUGUCGCCCUGAAGAAGAGGCGAUUAGUCACCAGGCGACUAAAUCUACACGAAUCUGCCAGUGUGCUAAAACCCUAGUCUAAUAUGCCGAAUCUUCUCCAUUAAUAUGCAUCAGCUGGAUUUGACAAUUUUGUUUCCUUUUGCUGAUGUUAUCUCCAUAUACAACACUAAUACGGUGCAGCCAUUUUCGAUCAAAAGUUUUCAGCACUUGAGAUCUAUGGCGUAUUCCUGUGUAGUAUGGCACUCCAAUUUGUAUGUUUAAAUCCAAAAAUACAGAGCGAGUAUAUUCUGUACACACAAUAAGCUGUUACCUGCAUAUGUUUCUAUAAUGUAAAUUAACUCUACUUAUAUGGUAUAUUUUCUCUUUAGAGGAAUUAGUGCUUUUCUCCAUCCUGUUUAGCAACAGGAAGUUAGUAAGCUGGAGCCAUCAUGUGCCCUGUGGAAUGUGUUUUUAUUCGGGACUGAAGAAAAUGUCAACUUCUCUAGGAAGGUUUACUAAUGAAAUGAUUUUCAGAUGACUAAAUAAACACUAUAACCCAU
Molecule: messenger RNA, 6302 nt
Organism: Xenopus laevis (African clawed frog)
Lineage: Eukaryota; Metazoa; Chordata; Amphibia; Anura; Pipidae
Gene: glg1.S
Product: golgi glycoprotein 1 S homeolog
Exons: 26
Coding region: 106-3498 (1130 amino acids)
Source: RefSeq, a predicted model, not a curated record